CAUGGAUCCAAUUUUCAAGCUCAAGCCAGUUUAGUUAGUGCGCUCAGUGCGGUAACAAAUAUUUUAUUGCUAACGAUAAAUACGUUUCAGUUCAAUCGGAAGCGCGGCGAUUUCGUUAUCGAACUCACUGCCAGUUAAUGUGAAAUAAUGAAGCUGAGUUUUGUUGGUUUAGUUUUUUUGUUGAUGAACCUAAUCUGUGCUUUUGGUUUUUUCUACGAUAUUGGCAACUUGGUCGAAGAAGAUAAUCUGGUCGUUCACACUAAAUUAGGAGAAUGCGUGUUCGACAAGCAAAUACGAGAAUUAGGAUCUAUUUGGACACCGGAUUUGGGACCGCCAAUAGGGGUACUUCACUGCAUGAGAUGCAAAUGCGUGCCGUACCAAAAAAAGAAGCGCAUAGUGGCAAGAGUUCAAUGCUACAGCAUUAAAAACCAAUGCCCCGUACCAACAUGCGACGAGCCGGUAGUCCUUCCAGGAAGAUGUUGCAAAACAUGUCCAGGCGACAUAAGUCCCGACACGGUCCAAGACAUCGUCCCACAGAAUGUCGCGGAAGUGGAGGAAAAAAGCAACAAACAUUUUACUGCAUUACUCACUGGUCGGUCAUCUUUAAUAGUGACCAACGAAUUUGUUAAACCGAUGACCGAAAUGAAUAAAAACAACGUGGUAGCCACUGGUAGAUUUUCAGUCCACAAAAGAAACCUUUAUUACUCUUUCUACAUAUCUGAAAACGCUGCUCGUCCUCAAUCAUUGCAAUUUGUUGAUGGUCAAGGUAAUAUUGUAGAAGAAUUUACACUAUCUCAUUCUGGCGGCUAUGUUAACAGUCUUUAUCAAAAUGCUUCGAGAAAAGUUUGCGGCGUAUGGCGCAGAUUGGCUAAAGAAUAUAGGAAACUGCUCAAACAAGAGAAAAUGUAUGCUGUGUUAGUUUGGGGCGUAAAAGAUCAAGCGGAAUUCACUUUAAGUGGUUUGAUUAUGAAAAAUGGAGCUUUGCAAACAGAAUUGCUUAGUGCUCUUUUAGAACCCGCACCUGGAUCAGAUUCCUUUUCGAUGGCAGGUGCUGGAGGUACAGCAAUAGUGUCAAUAUCUACCACAGUAACUCCAUCAAUCAAUGUUGCAAUAGUUUUCAACGGUCUAUUUAUGCCUUCCGAAAUUGCUAAUGUGCCGAUUAAUAUCACAUUAUCUAUGGAUGAAAAAAGGCAAAUAGUUCUUCAGGAAACAGUUCAGGUCUUGAAACCAGCUACCGACCUUAAUAUUAUCAAUGUAAGCGCGACAAUAACUCAAGCUCAUUUACGUUAUCUGACCAGAGGACGUAUAUUAUUGAGCUUGUCGUCUUUAUCAAAACCAGAUGCACUUAAACUAAGUGGAAACAUCUUGACAAAGGCUUCUUGCGAAAUAUUCCAAUCCAUUUUAUCCUCUUCAAACACCGCCAAUCCAGAUGGAGUCUCAGGCAUGGCCUGGUUAUACUUGAAUAAUGCCGGUUCUCUCAUUUACAAUAUACAAAUCGACAAGCUACCCCCUAAAGAAAAUCCUCCAAUAAUUACACUCAUCGAUAUGAGCACCAAAAAGAAAACGGAACUCGAAGAUUUGACCCCCUAUUUCCAUGGAGAUGGCUGGGCCAAUGGUACCUUAGAAAAACUAACCCCUAGAGUUUUGGAACCAUUGUAUGCUGGAGAUUUGGCUGUCAACGUUGCUACUACUAGUGACAAUAGCUUGAUUAAAGGAAAACUUAUUGCCAAACCUGUGGAUGAUGCUAGAGACGCCCCCGCACCAGUAUUGUUGAAAAGAGAAUAUUCUAAUUUAUCUACAGCUGCAGUCGGGUUGGCCUGGAUCUCUGUUGACAUCGAGUGUCAUUUGCAUUAUGAUAUUUCGCUUACGGGUCUUGGUGGAGACCGUAAGCUGGAGCUUUGGAUGGAGUUCUAUCCAAUGAUCGCUCCUGGUGCUCCAUUUAUUAACAAACAAUUAGAUUCGUUUCAAGGUAAUUCUGUAGAAGGUUCUCCUGUCGAGAUACUUACUAAAGACGAAACGAACAGACUGGAAAACGGAGUUAACUUUUUAAAGGUUAAAGAUGCAGAUUCUAAAGCGGUGCUGCUCAUGGCGACAGUAGUUAAAGUCUCUAUACCGCCACCCUGCAGACCUUACAGCUCCGAGAACAGCGUAUCUCUCGACGACCAUCCUCAAAUAGUUUCGACUGGCGAAUGCUUCUUUGAAGAAAAAUUUUACAAGACUGAAGAAAUUUGGGUAUCGGGUAAAAACCCUUGUCAGAUGUGUUUCUGCCAAAGUGGAGCUACUAAGUGCGACAUAAUGACUUGUCCAGAAAUAAACUGCACUGCUGGUAAAAAAGUUGCCGUGGAUGGCGAAUGUUGUCCAGUAUGUGUUAAUAACUCUAUCCCUACUAGAGAAGCUAAUGGUCAGAAGUGUACUUUGAGUGGACAAUAUUAUUUGCCGGGUACAAAAUUUUAUCCGUUCCUUAUUCCUUUCGGCUUUGACCUCUGCACUGAGUGUUAUUGCAAUCCAGAAGCCUACCAGAUUAGUUGCACCCGACUUAAAGAGAACGAAAAGCAGUGCUGUAGGAGUUGUAGUAAUAAAAAGGCAUUUGAUAUAAAUGAUCCACUGUCAGAUGAUUUUGUCUCCACCGCUUCCGAAUAUUCUGUGAAAAACCACGGAAGUGAAUACGGAAAGAAGAAGGAGAAUAUCGCUGCAAAAAUCUUGGAAGAUGGGGGUUGCAAAAACCCCAGCAAUGCUAAAAAACCAUUUGCUAAUGGCAGCGAAUAUCAUCCAUUUAUCGAUUCAUUGGGAGAAUAUAAGUGUGUUACCUGCAAAUGCCAGAAUGGUACGCCCCAAUGCAGUCGACAACACUGCGAUAUGCCCACUUGCAAAAAGAUGCAAGAUAUCAAGCGGCGAAAAGAAAAGAUCAACCCAGCGGAUUUUUGCUGCUCAUUGAAGGACUGCAGAAAGCUCCGGCAUAAGAAAAAACACAGCGGCACAAGUUAAUUUUUCUCCAUUUUUCUCUAAAGAAGGCAAGGAACGUAAAAUUCUUCGCAUAUGGAAACUGCGGGUCCAACGCAGACCCAGGUUACCUAUUUACCAAAGAAGACUGAGACAGUAGCAAUGACGUUUCCUUGUUCAUCUUUUUGACUAGUUCCAGCAGAUAAAAUAUUGGUUAGUCAAUGCCAAUCAAUGUUUUUGAUAUUAUGUGCUAGAAUAUGGUGACUCUGUAAGUAAAAUUUUAGGAGCAUUUAUAAAUCUUAGAUACUAGGUACAUGGUACAUAUAGGUACCUUUUAUUUACAUGCAUUACCUACUUACAUACAUUUUCGGAAUCUCCUUUUGCAAUAUUUCAGUAUUUUGCUAAAUUAUUUUAGUAUCUACUAGUGACUGUGUAUGAAUGUGAUGCGAGCGAAAAAAAUUUAAAAUUUAUUUUACUGUAAAUAUUUAGGUGUUAAGGCGGUAGGCGCAUGUAUUUAACGUUGAAUUAAGUCUUUAAUAUGUACAUAUACAUAUAUAUACCUAGUUAUUAUAGUAUAUAGGCCACAACAUUGCAUUUGGAAAUAUAUACAUACAUAUUUAGUGAGAUGAUUUGCAUACGAUAUUAUUUGUAGAUAUUGUAUCGGCAACUUGUUGUUUUUAGCAAAUGCAGUAUAACAGUACAGCUAUGUUUAAAUUCUUGUACCUGCUUUAGGUCAUAAAAUAUAUGCUUUAUUAAUACCUACA
Molecule: messenger RNA, 3704 nt
Organism: Ceutorhynchus assimilis (cabbage seed weevil)
Lineage: Eukaryota; Metazoa; Arthropoda; Insecta; Coleoptera; Curculionidae
Source: the annotation of a GenBank genome assembly